Molecule: messenger RNA, 512 nt
Organism: Gamsiella multidivaricata
Lineage: Eukaryota; Fungi; Mortierellomycota; Mortierellomycetes; Mortierellales; Mortierellaceae
Exons: 1
Coding region: 233-493 (86 amino acids)
Source: RefSeq, a predicted model, not a curated record
CCCUCCUGCAUAAACUGUGUAUUGCUAUCUAUAUGAUCCGCAUCCGUCUGCGUGGAAUGAACCCGGCCGCCCAUACAUUCCUUCUAAGCGGAUUCAAAUGCUAGCCAUAUAAAAAGGAGGGGACUAGACCAGACUAGACCAGCUUAAACAAACUCUUUUUUUCGUAUCGCCAAUUUUACCCCACGCAGGUUGCCCCACCACGCACAGACCAAGCACUCCACACACGCAAACCAUGCGCUCCACACUCGUCAUCUUCGCUCUGGCCCUCUACACCAUAACUCUCUUUUUCACCCCCUUGGUCCAUUCCGAGGCCGCACCAAUGCUCGGAUCUCAGAGCAGCCCGAACGAAAGUCGCAUCCGUAAAUGUCUUGACAGCUGUCGUACUAAAGCCAAUAACGAGUACUCUGUCUGUUCGAGUACCUCUCGUGGAAGCCAACAAUGCGAGUCUCGACUAAAUAGCCAGCUGCAGAAGUGUGGUGCGAUGUGCCAAUAAACAACUCUCUCUCUCUCUU